AUGGAAAUUGCCAUGCAGAACGCGCAGAAAGCGCUAGAAAUGGAGGAAGUCCCCAUAGGCUGCGCUAUACUGCACGAGGGAGUGUGCAUAGAAAAAGCCCAUAAUCUAACCAACCUAAAAAAAGACCCAUUAGCACACGCGGAGAUCCUAUGCCUGGAAAGACUCGAAAGAAGCCUCCGAGAAAAAGUCGACCUAUACGUGACAUGCGAGCCGUGCAUCAUGUGCCUGGCCGUGAUCGUCAAAAUGCGCAUCCGAAGGGUCUUUUUCGCGUGUAAAAACCCAAGAUUUGGGGGGAUUACAGCCUUUCUGCAGGAGGGCAUCCUAAAAGAAGUCGCGAAUGCAGGCCCAGGCACGCCAGAAGCUGGAAAUACCCAUAUAAUAUACCGUUACGAAGAGAAAGAGUCAAAAACAGCCCACACUUUUGAAGCUGUAUAUACUCCCCUAGAGGCCUCAUUGUCCAUGCUAAAGGCCUUUUAUUCGCAGGAAAAUGGGCGCGCCCCCGUAGAAAAGAGAAAGCAUAAAAGUUCAGAGCUCGCAAAAUUUUUUAGCAAUGACGCAGAACGAGAAUAA
Molecule: messenger RNA, 570 nt
Organism: Nematocida major
Lineage: Eukaryota; Fungi; Microsporidia
Product: tRNA-specific adenosine deaminase 2
Exons: 1
Coding region: 1-570 (189 amino acids)
Biological process (GO): tRNA wobble adenosine to inosine editing
Molecular function (GO): tRNA-specific adenosine deaminase activity
Source: RefSeq, a predicted model, not a curated record